Molecule: messenger RNA, 740 nt
Organism: Folsomia candida
Lineage: Eukaryota; Metazoa; Arthropoda; Collembola; Entomobryomorpha; Isotomidae
Product: putative small proline-rich protein 5
Exons: 3
Coding region: 173-538 (121 amino acids)
Source: RefSeq, a predicted model, not a curated record
AUUUUACGCAAAUUUUGGCAUGUUCCCCUAUCAACGGAUUUUGUCCCAGACGGUAUAAAAGGACCGUUUUUCUCGGCGAGAUUUCAAUUCUUCUCAGAUCUCCGAGCCGUCAAGUCACUCUUUUCGUCAUCCUCCUCAAUUUUCCACUUUUUCAAUCCAAUUCACUCCGAACAUGUCUUGCGGACGACCAAACCAGGGAUCCUGCUGUCCCCCACCCUGCUGCCCACCGGCCUGUUGCCCGCCCGUCAUCAUCAAGACGCGCAGCCAGAAUCAGCAGGGUCAAUGCUGCAUCUUCCAACUGCCCCCGGUCAACAUUGUUUGUGAAAUCCCACCCCCACAAAACCAGAAGAAACCACCAAAGGUUUGCUGUGUCCCCAUCGUCGUGUGUGAGGACGACGAUCAAGGUCAAGGAGGUCAAGGCUGCUGCCCGUCCCCAUGCUGUCCACCACCCCCCUGCUGUAUGCCGAUCUCCUUCUCCUGCCCGUCCCCCAACAACGGUGGUGGUGGUUGUGGAGGUGGAAAUGGACGACGCUGUUAAGACGACUGACCACUCGACCCGGAUAACCCCUCAUCUCUACCUUACCUAUCGUCACUUAUCUACAUAUGUAAAUUCUAAAUAUUCUCCUUGUCUAAAAACCUUAUCUUAUUCUCGCUUUAAAAAAAUCUAUCAUGUAAAACUUGUACAUUUUUAUACGCAAAAUCAUCCUGAGUAAAAACAUUGCUCGAUAACUAACCAAUAA